Messenger RNA from Laetiporus sulphureus 93-53, 657 nucleotides. RefSeq lists its product as uncharacterized. Gene Ontology annotation, biological process: RNA processing. NCBI's taxonomy places the organism in Eukaryota, Fungi, Basidiomycota, Agaricomycetes, Polyporales, Laetiporaceae. Gene Ontology annotation, molecular function: ribonuclease III activity. The record is from RefSeq and is a predicted model, not a curated record. The transcript is spliced from 7 exons. Bases 1 to 657 code for a protein of 218 amino acids.
AUGUACACCACUAUCGAAUUAAGAUCUCAAGUGCUCAUAUCUCAAUGCAUUGCUGGAGACAUUUUGUGUACCAGGAACUUCAUGCUGCACUGCACAAACAUCACAUUCUCGCACAUUGCAGAGAAACUUGCAAUGGGAUGCAUCACUAUUGACCCCAGCAUCACCAAAGCCAUGGAACUUCAGAGAGGGGCUGCUGCUUCCACCUCUAAGCCAAAGCCCAAGAUCAAGGCAGUCGCUGACUUAUUUGAGACAGUGAUUGAGGUGUAUUACCUUGAGGAUGGAUUCGAAGCACUUUGCACCCCAGUACAGGAGCUCUAUAAGCCCCUGAUAGAACCUUUGAUCUGGACACAUGAGAAGAUCCUGGCAUCACCCAUGCUUGAGCAGGCACAUGCAGAGUUGCUGGUGAUGAACAGCCUAAGCAUGGAGCUGGGGUCCAUUGACCUCAUCGAAGAUCUUAACCCUUCAUCACGCAUACAUCCAACGAUGCUUGUGAAGGAUGAUGCCGAUGAAGAUCACAAUGUGCAGGAUCAUCACAUUCCUGACAUUCCUCAAGAGCAAUACAUGGACUUUGAUGAGUUUCUCAUAAUCAAUGCAACCUCAUGCAUGAAGAAGGUUCUCAACUUUGCCCACGUCUCAUCUUAUUCAGCACACGAGUAA